This is a messenger RNA of Lytechinus variegatus (green sea urchin), 2609 nucleotides long. It is a transcript of the gene dnaja2, whose product is annotated as dnaJ homolog subfamily A member 2-like. NCBI's taxonomy places the organism in Eukaryota, Metazoa, Echinodermata, Echinoidea, Temnopleuroida, Toxopneustidae. Gene Ontology annotation, molecular function: Hsp70 protein binding; ATP binding. Gene Ontology annotation, biological process: protein refolding; response to heat. Gene Ontology annotation, cellular component: cytoplasm; cytosol. Bases 88 to 1371 code for a protein of 427 amino acids. The record is from RefSeq and is a predicted model, not a curated record. The transcript is spliced from 10 exons.
GCAUGCGUGUAUAUAUGAUGCGAUGAUGAUCGUUGGAUUUUUCUAGUGCAUUUGAUUUCACUAGAUUCAGCUUGUGACGCAAUAAAAAUGGCGUUCUUUGGAAUGGGACAGAGACCAAGUUCUAACGACACUAAGUUAUACGAUCUUCUUGGAGUCUCUCCGAACGUCGAGAGUAAUGAAUUGAAAAAGGCAUAUAGAAAGCUUGCCAAACAAUAUCAUCCUGAUAAGAACCCUGAAUAUGGAGAGAAGUUCAAAGAUAUCAGCUUUGCCUAUGAGGUGUUGUCAGAUCCUGAGAAGAGAGAAACCUAUGAUCACUAUGGAUUGGAAGGUUUAAAGGAAGGUAGAGGAGGUGGAGGAGGAGGUGGUAUGGAAGACAUUUUCUCCAGUUUUUUUGGUGACAAUAUCUUUGGAGGUGGAGGUCAUCCAUUUGGUGGAGGGAGAGGUUCUAGACGUCCAGGGAGAAGGAGAAUGAAAGGAGAAGAUACAAUGCACCAACAUAAAGUAUCUCUUGAAGACUUGUAUAAUGGGAAAGUAGCCAAGCUGCAAUUGAGUAAAAAUGUAAUCUGCACUUCUUGUGGAGGCGUUGGGGGCAAGCCAGGCGCUAUGCAACCCUGUCGUACAUGCCAUGGUAGAGGUAUCAAGGUGACUAUACGAGCACUAGGUCCAGGAAUGGUCCAACAGAUGCAAUCUACUUGUCCAGAUUGUAGAGGAGAAGGUGAAAGGAUUAAUGAGAAAGACAGAUGUAAGAAAUGUAAUGGAAUGAAAGUGAAUAAAGAAUCAAAGAUCUUAGAGGUUCAUGUUGAUAAAGGAAUGAGAGAAGGUCAGAAGAUAACAUUCAGAGGAGAAGGAGAUCAACAGCCUGAUGUUGAAGCUGGUGAUGUUAUUAUAGUGUUAGUAGAGAAAGAGCAUAACCAGUUUAAACGAGUGGGUAGUGACCUCUACAUGGAACAUACUAUUGGAAUCACAGAGGCGCUAUGUGGGUUCCAGUUCUCAUUAACACAUUUAGAUGAUAGGAAAAUUCUCAUCAAGUAUCCUCCAGGAAAAGUCAUCCAACCAGGCUGCAAACGAGUUGUUGAAGGAGAAGGCAUGCCUCUAUACAGGAAUCCAUUUGAAAAAGGAAAUCUCAUCAUCAAGUUUAAUAUAGAAUUCCCACAGAAUAACUUCACAUCAGAAGAAAAGUUGAAGGAGCUUGAGCAGCUGCUUCCUAGUCGGCCUGAAACAGUCACACCAAGUGAAGAUUCUGAAGAGGUAACAAUGCUAGACUUUGAACAGAGUAAUUCAACUGGUAACUCUCGUGAAGCUUACCAUGAAGAUGAUGAAGAUGAUGAUCACCCAGGUGGAGGUCCCUCUGUACAAUGUGCACAUCAAUAACAGUAGAUGGACUGGAUCAGUUCUACUGUGAAUCUGGCUUGAAUGGAAAGCCACUCGAUGAGGGCAGUAAGAAAGACAGCUUGAUCAACUACUAUAGAGUACCGAAGUGAUGAUGUAACAAAAUGUUUUUUUUUUAUCCCAUAUUUUGGCAGAACAUGAUGAAAAACAUCCACAACCAAAAUUUGGUGGGAAUCAGUCCAUAGGUUCCCCAAGUUGUGGCAAUAUGAAAGCAGUGUAAAUCUGGCGUGGUUCAAAACAUGCACCAUGCCAAUUUACACUGAUAUCAUUUGGGCACUGAUUUGUCUGGCUCUACAAAUUGGGCCACUUUUCAAAUUUUUGAUAGAUGGAUAUUUUUCAUUAUGCUCUGUACUGAACUUUUGUCAUAAAAAUACAGAAAAACACGAAGAAAAUUGAUGGUGUUACACUUAGGUACUCUAUAGAUCAGUGCCCAUUGUAACUCUAGUUUUUUUUUAUAAGGGUUUUAUAUACCCAUGCCAUACAUAAUUUGGUAUUUUAAUAUAAUCUGUCUGAUUAAAAAAAAUGGUCAUUAAACUAUGGAGUGUAGAUAUUUUCCCUUCUGUCCAUAAAAUUUAAAAUUGAGUACAUUGUGCAUUUUGUCUCGGGAUUUAGACCCUUAUCAUAAAUCUGUAUUGGUUGAAGAAAUUCUUUUCUUUAUCACUGGCUAGUAAAUGAUUUAAGAACUUCAUGUGACAGAGUUAGAUUCAAUCUCUUACUCAAUUCUUAGCACUUUCCUUUAUUCAGGAUGUAGAUUUACAAUCCAUUCACAUUUGAAGACAAUAAUGAUAAAUGUUGAAAAAUAAUGGUACAGUUAGGGAAUUCAGAGUACAGGGGCAGAUAUCGAAAGGGCUUGUAAACCAUAUGUAUUUGUAUUGGUGGGGGCGGGGCAGCAAAAAGAUAUUGUGAGGAUAAUCUGAGGUUAUGCCUUGGUUUAUAUGGUUCUGUGCAUUGUACUGUGGGCCUUGUACAUGUAACAUGGGAUAAGUAUCUUAAAGAGUAUAUGUUUUUCAACGGUGAAACAAUAAAAUUUAACAGUACAGGGGAUAUUGGGUCUGAGAGCAAGCACAUGUUAUGAGCCUCGCCCAUGUAUUCUGGAUUCUCUGAAGAAUAUGUCUCAAGGUAAUCAAAUCUCAUCCACUGUCUCGAUAAGAGUUGUUGAUAUUAAGUAAAUUAAAGUAUUUGCAUUACUUGUUCAUUGUACACCGUUUGGUUGAGUUGGG